Molecule: messenger RNA, 1928 nt
Organism: Paramecium sonneborni
Lineage: Eukaryota; Ciliophora; Oligohymenophorea; Peniculida; Parameciidae
Source: the annotation of a GenBank genome assembly
CAUAUACAUUAAAAUUAUUAAAUGGAUAAAUUCAGCAUGGAUGAAAAAGCUCUUGAUCUUCAUAUCUUCACUCCAGAAGAGCCAAAAUUGGGUCCAUACACAUAUCUAAACAUAAAUUACCUUCCACAUUUGGCUUCACAUAUAAUGCAUAAGAUAUCACAUAAGGAAUUUUGUUCGAUGAUUGAAUUUGAACUGCAAACAUAUUUAUUAGAGUUGGCAAUUUAGCCUUAGAGAAGCAAGACAAUAAAAGAAUUAACUAGUUUUAUAAUAAGAGAAAUGAGGUUGUGUUCUAAGUUUUGGAUUCAUGGAAGUGAAGCUUGGAAUGAAGUACAAUUACGUUUAAAGUUAUUACAUCUAUUGGAACCAAAUUGUAGUUUAGAGUAAGUGAAAAAGAGUGGAGGAAAGAAAUCUUUAUAAGAAAUUCUUUAAGAUGCUCAUGCUUUAAGAAAGUAUUUGGCUUCUUUAGAUUUUUAAAAAGUAGAUUACAAGAGUGAGUUUUUAAGGAUUCCUGAAGUGAGUGCAUUGAUAUCAGAAUAUGAUUAAGAGAAGUAAUAAAUAUCAUUGUAAAAUUUAGUUCUCAGAAUAAAUAGUUAUAAGCAAUAGAUUCUUAUAAUGAAAUUAUUCAAUCUCUAGUUGAAUGUAAGUAGAGAAAAUAUCAGUUAAAAUUACAAUAAUAAAUUGAUUUAGUGAAGAAUUAAUAAGUGGAUUUGAUGAGUCGAGUAACGUAUGUUUAAAAUAAAGAAACAAGAUCGGCUAAAACAGAUUAAGUAUCAUAUAGAGAUAGAAGAGUUAUGAUCAAAGAAUAAUAACGAUUGGAUGUUGAUGAAAGAAGAACAAUAUUUGUUCCAAAUUAAGUUUGUUGUUAUUACAAGAUUGAUUUAGUCAUUUUACCAUAUAUUUACAGAUUUAUUUUUGGAGAGAAUUGUGAAUUUAAUAGAUCACAUUUGAGAAUUCAAAAUUUAGUUUUAUAUUUAUGUUUAAGUGAUCAAGAGAAUUAUAAGUAGAAUAAAUAGAAAAAGAAUAUAAUUUUAGAUGAUAAUGCUGAAUCAAAAACAUCCAUGAAAUUAUUUCAAAAGUAUUUAGAAUAAUCUAAAGAUAAAUUGAUGACUGAUUUUGAAUAAUAUUGCAGAAAUCAAAACAUUAGUUUGAUGAAUUACUUUUCUAGUACUCCUGCUAGUUAUAGAAAAGAAUUAUUAUUAAUUAGAAACAUUCUUAUUUUAUCUCUUAGAUUUGCCUAAUAAAUUCUUGGAAUUGAUUAUAAAUUCGAUGAUUAGAAAAUCAAUCAAUUAGAUUAUGAUGAAGAAGAGAAGAAUGAUAAAUCACUUAAUUCUUAUUAAAAAUGGAACAAAACUGAUAUGUAAAAUGAUUAUUACUAUUUUAAUGUGCUUGCAUAAUUAGAAUUGUAUUAUGAUAUUCCUUUUGAUUAAUAUGAUGAUUUACUAAGAGUUUACAAAAGUUACAUCGAAAUUGUAUAUACAUCAAAAAAGGAACAUUUCAAAGAAUAUUUUGGAGUUCUGAAGAGCAAUAAAGAUGGUCUUUUAGGAUUAAAAUCUUCUUUAGAAUAAGUUAAUUUGGCUAUUGAUGAUUAUCUUAACUAUAUUAAUGCUCCAAAAACAUAGCAAAAACGGUAUAUAUAUAUAGUUUAUAUUAUUAGUUCCUAUAUUUAUCAUAGUGAUAAUAGGGAAGAAUGGAAAGAAGAACAAUAUAAAUCGUUUUUGGAGGGUCUACAUAAAUAUUUUGAAAUUGUAGUAAAUAAUAAAAAGAUUGCCAAAUUCAUGGGUGAUGUCAAUCCUAAUCAUGUUAGAUUUAUUAAAGGAUAAUAUUUGAGAGGAUUGAAAAAAAGAGCUAAAGAAAAGAAUAUUAACAGAAAAGAAUUGUUAAAAUAAGACAUUGACAACUUUGAUAUUUCAAUUUUUGAGAAGAAAUGA